CAAAAUCUCCUUGUUUGCCACGGGGGUGUAAAAUUAUAGCCCAUGAAGGAGUCAUAUGAUAUUUAAGUUAUAUGGUAACUAAGAACAGCGAUGUGUUGUUUGCAUGUAUCAUGAUUCCCUCGAAGCCAAGGUCUAUAUACAGUAGACCUUGCUCAUAGCCACGUAGAGAAACAGGUGUUCAGUAGACACGUGUGGUGAGGGGACAGUGAGCCAGUCCCUCCCGUCUACUGUCACCUGCUGCUGUCGUCUGCUACUCGCUGCCUAAUAUGAAUCUAUAGUUUCCUACCUAAUAUAUAUUAUCCUUUAUGUCAAAAAUUUUUUGGUGUUAUAUUUAUUUUGAAAAAUAUAUUAACAUUUUCCAUUGAGUAAAUAAAGAACAAAUUAAAAUUUUAAGUCAAAUAUUUUACUAGUUCAGUUUUUCAGUUGACUAAACACACUCAGUCCAACAUGGCGCAGGAGUAUCAAUACUUUUACGAGGAUGAAGUCUACAGAUUCAAUAAAAAGGGAAACUUGGAGCUUGGUAUGGUACUGGAGAAUGCAGAAUUUGUAUCCAGUGAUGAGGAAUCUGAUGUAGAUGAGGAAGACAAGGUGACCAAAGGCAGUAUACGGGUGGCAUGGUACCCCAAGGGCGAGGAGCAAGUUCUCCCUGAAAGAAAGGUGGGAUUGGCAGAUCGGUCACUAAUGCCUGGCGAUGUCGUACGUCGCUUGAUCCGAGGAAAGGACACUCAGCGUGGUUACUGCCGCCAAGUGCACGUAACCUCCAGCGUGCAAGUCGUGGGAACAAAGCAUGUGAUAUUGAAUGUUGACAGCAAUGACCUUACUCCACUUGAGGAGUUUACAACAGACAUUGCUGUAGCCUUAGACUCCUGGGUAGGAAUGGUGCACAUGGUCAAGUGUCGGCUGGUGAUGCUGUGUGCUGAUGGCUCAAGAUGCAUUAUGUCCGAUGGCGAAGCUCUGGAGUUGGAUGAUAUGCGGGAUACACGAGAUAGGGUUAGAUUGGACUCGGAGUUUCGGCGAUAUGAUUUCUACCCGGGACAGCAGCUAGUUGGAUGCUCACGGGCAUUUGAAGAUGUGGAAUGGAUCCACCGCACACGAGAGAUGGAAGUUGCGUUAUCCAAGCCUCAUAAGUCAAUUAAGGUCUCUGUUGAACAAGUUCAGGUGGUGCAACUUGGAGUACGUUGGCAGUGCCGUGCAUUUUCCAAUGACUCGAAUGUAGACAAAGAGCAACCGAAAUAUCUUGUUCAAGGAGAAGAUUUAAAGAGAGUGAAAAUGCUGAAUGUAUUUGAGCCUUGCACCCUUCAGCUAGGUGAUCGUAACUAUUAUUCUUCAAAAGAAGGAGAUGUAAUCAUGACCCGGGAACAAUGGAGAAAGCUUAUGGCAGUCCAGCUAUCAGCAGACCACACUAAUCCCUGUCCCCUACGACCACGACCUGCAAAGAAUAAGUCCAAGAGAAAAGUACGGUCUGUUUUAGCUGAUGCUGUAAAAGUAACUACAGAUCCCCCUGUCACUUCAUCACAACCAAGUGGAACUGAAGAAUCUAAUACGGCCGUGUGUAAAGAAGUCCGGGGUGCUGAGGGAGGAGUACCUCGAGAAAACUCCAAAGAUGAUGACACUGCUGAUAGUGAUGGUUAUAUUGACUUAGAUACUGAUGACUGUUCUGAUACAGCAUCAAUCAGUAGUGGGGCAUCUACAGGGUCUCUAGGAAAACGGAACAAAAAGGGUCCAGCACUCAUGACCAGGAUGAUGAAGAAGUGUAAACUAAAACGGGCUAAGCGAAGGUCAUCAAACGAGAGAACCAUCAUCAAGCCUGGAGACAAGUUGGUGGUAGAAACACUGAUGACCACCUCCAAGGCAGAUGUUGUUUGGCAGGAUGGAACAUUGGAAAAGUCCAUUCUUUCUACAGUGCUCUACCCUAUCCACCACUUAGAUGACCAAGAAUUCUUUCCUGGAGACUUUGUAGUGGAACAGAAAGAUUCUAUUGAUCCUCACGAAUAUGGUGUUGUUCAGAAGGUUGAUCAUGGGGGAAGGACUUCCAUUGUUAAAUGGUUUAGAACUUACACUGCUGGCAGUGAACCACGACCUCAGUUCCUGUGUGAGCAAGAAAUGAGUGUGUAUGACCUGCGGGAUCACCCAGACUUCCGUUAUCGCCCUGGCUCAGUAGUCAUACGGGUAGCUAACUUUGAAAAUGACCAAACUUGUUUCACUGGACAAGUGCUGGACAAUUUUCCCUCAGGAGAAGUGAGUGUAUGGUGGGUGGAUGGACGGAAGUCGGUGUGUUACCCUCAAGAUCUUUACAAGGUUGGUGAAUAUGAUUCGGAUGAGGGUGAAUUAUGGGAUGACACGGCCUCAGAUGAAUCCUGGGAGACUGAAAGUGAACAUUCAGUUAUUGCAGAAGAAAGUGAGAGUGAAAGUGAGGGAUUGCUUAAGACAAGGUUGGUGGCCAACAUUGAAAAGGCACGGAUAGCCAUGAGUAGACUUGAAGAAAUUUUCACUCAGAACCCAGCCCUCCAAACAACUGCUGUCAUGAAGCAACUUUUGGAUUGUUAUAAAGAGUGCAGAUACAUGGACAAGCUGAUGGGAACUAGUUUCUUCCAUGAAAGUAAUUUUCAGGGCCUCAUAGAGAAAGUUCGUGAACGCGGUCGAGCAUCUACCACCCAGCGUAUGACAGAACAGAUCAACCGCCUCUUUUCAACUUCAGACACUGAAGCUGGUCCACUCAAUUCACCAGUGAACUGUGGAGAAGAAAGUAAACCUGAUGCUGGAAAAUCUGAUGCUUUGAAACUUGAUAUAGCAAAAUCUAAUAAAGGUAAUCCAAGCAAUAAGGAUAUCAAGAAUAGCAAAGAAUGUGGGGGCUGUUGCAAUGCAGACAGUGACAUCUUGUCCUCCAAAAAUGCUAUACUAAGCAGCUCUGCAACAUUGUCAGAAAAUUUGGCAAACCUCAGCUUGUCUCAGUGUAAAGCCAGUAAGUCAGACAAGCUGCUUGAUGGAGGGCGUAGUAGGGGAGGGGAACUGCGCCACAAGAGGAUGAGUGAGACUGAUAUGACCCUUCAUGAUAAGACAUAUUCCGACUCACGUUUAAAGGACUCCAAGAGUUGUAAUGAUCUGAAGGUAUCAUCUGAGACUCUGAGUGGUGUAACAGAAGAAAUCCGAACAUCCCACAUGUGUGCCCAACUCUGCUCACUCAUGAAGGCUCAGCUGUUAAAGACUUAUGAGGAAGUUGUUUUCCGUUUUGGUGGACAUUUUGACAUGAGUCUCAUGCAGGCAUGUCAGGACACUGAAGGAGCUCAUGGAGAGAACAAGGAGAACUUGCAGAGUGAAAAUAAAGAAAACAUUCCUAUAUUCAUUGCUGAAGAUCUUGUUAAUGAAAACACAACAACUGAAUCUCUGGCACAGGGGAUUCAGCAAUUUGUGAAGCCAACGACAGAAGCUUUAGUAUUAGAGAAAGAAGAGAAAAAAGAAAAUAAAGAGGAUGAAAAUGAUCUGAAGAAUGACUUUGAAGAUGCUUCAGAACUGUCUCCUUCAUAUAUUUCUCCAGCUGUAACUUCAUCACCAACAACAAAUGGCAGCAUAAUAACUAAUAAUGGGAAUGAUAGUGAAAUCAGCAACAGAAACGUAUCCUCAGAAGAUUCGAGGAAUGACGAGCUUGUUGACGCCAUUUUAGCUAGUCUUGUAGAAGCAGUCAAUGGAGAGGUUACUGCUGCUGCCACUGAAACCUGUGGUCCAGAAAUUGCAAUUAGUCCAACAGAAGGUUGUGGACAAGCACUUGGGAACUGUCUUCCCAGCUCUGAGCCAGACGGUUUCUUGGUUUUGGAAGCUGCACCUGAUAGUCAUAAGUUUAAACUGACAAUGUUCCAGCCAACCGAUCCCCCACAUUUCUACAGAACAGUUCGCAAAGAGAUGAAACUAUUGAAAACUUCCCUUCCACCAGGCAUCUGGGUCAGGGGCUACGAGGACAGGAUGGACCUGUACUCUGUUAUGAUUCGAGGACCAGAGCGAACUCCAUAUGAAGAUGGCCUCUUCUUUUUUGACUUUCAACUUUCAGCAGAUUACCCCCGUGCUCCUCCACUAUGUCACUAUGUUACUUAUUGCUCUGACAAACUCAAUCCAAACCUUUAUGAGGAUGGUAAGGUGUGUGUAUCUCUUCUUGGCACCUGGAGUGGCAAAGGCACGGAAGUGUGGACCAGCCAGAGUAACCUCCUCCAAGUCAUCAUAUCAAUACAGGGUUUGAUCCUGGUGAGUGAACCAUACUUCAAUGAAGCCGGGUAUGAGCGUCAGAAAGGCACACAGCAGGGACGAGAAAACUCUCGCAUGUACAACGAAAUGGUAGUCCUCAAACUAAUUCAGGCAAUGGCUAAAGUGAUUCAGGCGCCCCCAGACAUCUUUAAAAAUGAAAUAAUUCAUCAUUUUCAUGUGAAAGCUUUUAGACAAGUGCAGAGGCUGGAGUGCUGGCUUGAGAUAUCAGAAAACUAUAAUAUUUGUCACCCUCUUUCACCAACGACUCCCACCACCUUCAGAGAGAUACAUAAUCCAGGAACUCCAUGGGGCGUACAUGAAAUUCACACACGGCAAUACGAUACCAAAGUUGAUUUGCCCGAGUUUCCCCUAAUUCCAGCUUCAAAAGGCUUUUGUAUCACCUUACGAAAAACACUUCAACAGUUUAAGGGCAUCCUAGAUUCAGUUGGAGUAUCAACGGAUCAUCAAGCACCCCCUGGUUUAAGUAUAGCAGACGGCAAGAGGCCCACAACAUCGGUUAACACGCCUAACAGCGAAGUAAAAGCCACCAAAGUUCCAUCUGUCGAGACGGAGACAGAAAAUAUUGUUGGUCGUAACUCGUAGCUAUUGUCCAAUUCUAGCCCAUUUAUCCCAGUUAUUAUUAAUGUAUUUAUUAAUGUUAAUAUUCAGUGCCUGUGCAGGUUGUGGUGUUCGUUAGGUUUUGCAAGUUGUGGACAUUAUCAAAUUCCGAUCCUCUCCAGUAAUAACUUAGAUAUUUAUCCUUUUUGUAAUGAGUCUAAAAGGAGAUGAUAUAUUGCCAUCCCAGCUAUGUUUUUGUUAUUCCAAAGACUAUAUUUAACUUUUACCAAAACAUUUAAAGUUUCGUACGCUCAGCUUUCUUGACGAACUAUUUUCCUUAACGAUCUUUCUUAUAUAACGUGUGUUUGGUGUAAUUUAUAAUUACAGUAUAUGGUAUAUUUCUGUUGUUAUUUAUUUAGUAACCGAGUUGUAUUAUAGUUAGUGUAUCCUGUAUUGUAGUUAGUAUCCCAGUAUCUAAAGCUCCUGCACAAACAAGGACUUGUAGAUACAGGUAUUGAAAGAAAUUAGAAAUGGAAUAUUUUAUCACUUGAAGUGACUUAGAUGUAGAUGUUUUCAUAAAUUUGGAGCUUCACUUUGCCCAAGGACUAUUAACUUGUUGUUGAUAUGAGUUAUCAGUUGCAGGUUAUUUUGAGUGUUAAGUUCUUCACUUUGAAUCAUGGCUGAUACAGACUUUAUUGCUCUGACAAUGUGGUAUGGCUUAAAGGUCUGAGUGUAUGUUCUUUGUAAUUUAAGUGAGGACCAAAAAUAUUUCUUCAGUGUUCAAAUAUUAUACUGCAGACAGCUGAGAAACUGGGAUAUGUCAAAGUUUUCUUCAUUGAAUAUUUUUUGCUUGACUCUUUGAAUGCAAUUGUUUAUUUAUUUACUUUCGAUAAUUUUUUAUGGUUACCGGUAUUUGCCGUGCCGAACUAUUUAUCGACGUCCUCGAAGGGAUUCUUUUCAAGUGCCUCAUUUGUUUAUUAUUGCAAUGUCUUGAUCAUCUACACUUAAUUAAUCCUUGUUAUUGUCAUGCAGGAUGUCAGAUUUUUGGGGUAUAAUUUAUAAUAUACGAAAUUUGAUUCUUGAGAUUUAUGCAGUUAAUGCGAAUAGAGUUCUUGAUGAUCGAGAUGCCGCUGUCUAUGUAAGGUUUUGUCCCACCAUCAGCAAUAGUUAUCAGGAAGAUUAUUGUAUUUGGAUGUUUUGUAUAUUACUUUACUUACAUAUCCGUUCUUGUAAAUAUGAUGAAAGGAAUCUCAAAGCCGGUAGAAUGUCAUUAUUGUUGAAGACUACUGAGGCAGUACAGUACACCUAAUAUGCUUCACGGUGUGAAGCCAGUCUUGCGUAGUACAAGUUACAUCUAGAAUUUAUCAGUAUUUUAAGUUUUUGCUUUAUAGACCACUUGGUGUUUUCAUUUGUACCUCGUUAAAAGUAUUUGAAAUGUAAAUGAAUUGGGUAAGCAUUCAGGAUACCACCAAUAUCUCGUAAAUAUUUUGUCAUUGUUAAUCAAUGUGCCUGCUCCUAUCAGCCAUUAGAAACCUCCCGUUGUUAUAUUUAUGUGUAUUAUUAUUUUUUAAAUUCGUCUUUAUUAAAGCACAUGUAUUUUAUUUUCUCUAAUUGGUGCACAUAACCCCAGCACCCAUGAAUUAAUACCUAUAGUGUUCCCAACUGAUAUUGGCAAUAUAUAGCCUAAUUAACAAAGUUUUUGUGUUUGUUAGGACCACAAUUGAUAAAUCAGUUUAAUGUACUGUACUUGUUUGCUUACUGUAUUUACAUAGAUAUUUACAAACAAACACCACAGCCAGAGCUAGUCAUUGUUGCAUGUCAUGUUAUGGUUCGUAAUAUGCCUUAGGGAGAGAUGAUAUUAACUGCUGAAAGAGGACUUAUGCAUGGCUGAUCCCUAAGGUUAAUUAUUGAACUCUAGAUUGUUGUUCAACAUCAUAUGCUUUUACACAGCUGCACUGACAUAUUGCACCUGUAGGGUUAUAUGAAAUACAUUGAAAAGGAAGGGGAUGGGUGACAAGUGUAAUUUUGUUGGAACAAUUCUAAGAAAUAAGGAAAUUCACUUUUGUAACUUUGUUUGCUUUAAUUUUCUUGAGUGAUCUAUAAGUGUAGAAAAGUAAUUUUUUGGGAUGAUGAUGAUGAUUAUUAUUAUUAUUUUUAUUUUUAUUAUUAAUAUUUUUAUUAUUAUUAUUAUUAUUAUUAUUAUUAUUAUUAUUAUUAUUAUUAUUAUUAUUAUUAUUAAGAGCACAUCCAUGGUGAUAUGGGUUCCAGCCUUCCCCACAUCCCCUCAAGAACAAUAAUGGAUGUUGGGAUUAAGCCAAAAUUUUGAUACUGUUAGUCACUUGUGCAGAAGUUUCAGUUUGUUGUCUGAAAUUUAUCCAUGUUGCCUUUUGACUAAAUAUUACUAGUAUGAUAAAGUGCAAAUUGGGAUUAAAUGAAAAAAAUAAUCAAGCCUGGAAACUGAUAACAGGUAUUUUUGAAGUGACUAGCUACUAUUAAUGGUAUUAAGGUGAAAAGUGACAAACCUAUGAACGCAUUAUCUUCAUCAUAAGAAAUUAAGUGACAAAAAUAUUUAACGUUUUUAUCGUCGGUUUUAUAAGGUCGUGUGUCGUUGAGGAAUAUGAUGAACGCCAUCAAUAUUAUUGGCAUAUGUUGACCAGGUUAGUUUACGUCAGUGGCCUUGUUCUAAAACUUCUUAAUUAAACCGCACAUGCUGAUUUUGACUGGAAAUCUAGUUUUAAAAAUACUGGAAAAUAUAAUUAUAAUGUCCCAUAGCAGUAACAUUUAAUUGGAAAGAUUGAUUUCUUUUAUAAUGGAAAAUGUUAUUGUUGUACUGUAUUUAUACAAGAAAGUAACACAUUCAAUGAAGGCUCUACUGUAAGUAAUAAGUUUUUGUGUGUAAACAUCAGAAGUUUGCGGCUCCAUUCGGCCAUAGUGCUAAUAGGCCCAACCACAUCUAACCAUAAGGAUUGAGGCCCUUUAGACCUGAGCAUCAGUCCUAAUGGUAGGAUUUGGCCAGUUUGGAGUCUAUUAGGAUUAUCCUAUGACUGAUCAGAAAACAAAAUUUUUCUUUGGGCCACUUGAAAAUGUUUUCAUUAAAGUCGGUGAGAAACAAUUAUUAGUAAUGUAUUGAACUGAGAAAUACUCAUACAUAACCAUGAAUUAAUGUUAAGAGAUGAGUAAAGGAAAAUUUUUUAAGCUGCUCUCGUACAGUACAGUAAACCCAAAUGUACGAGUACUUAAUUAAUAUUCCAGAUCGAAAUUACUGAUUCAUAUUAAAAUUAGAUUACAAUAUGUAAGAAUACAAAAAUUGUGUGAUAAUUGUGAUAAAUAUAUAAUGAAACCAAAUCACAUUAGGGUCAAGUCAUCCUAUGCAGUUAAGAAUGGAAUUUGAUGACAAAACGUACGAGUAUCAUGAUGGGUUCGAGCUGCAAGUUUCACUGUGGACAUAGGUAUCUCCUACCGCAGCAGAGUGAUCAUGAGCCCAUCCUACCCCAUCCCCUCAAAAUGGCAGGGCAUGUUGGACCUCGACAUUUUACUUUGUGCUACAUUGUCGGGAAGCGUCAAUGCUACUGCUUAUAGGUGCUAAAUUUGUUGGUUUGGAGCAUUAUAAGUAUAAUUUAUCAAUAAGGCAUUAAGGUAGAUUGCUAAGAAUAAAAUUGGUUGUGGUAAUAAGAUUCUAUUUUAAAAGCCUAUACAGUAUUGUAAAAAGUUAUAUUGUUGUGUAUCCUGUGAUGUAUAUUUACAGGGUAAUUAAUACCAGUAUUUUUAAGGAUUCUAGAUUGAAUCCUCAUUCAUCAUGAUAUUAAACUUGCUAUAAUUGAUAGUCAUAAAAAGUUUAUAUUAAAAACAAUUAUUGAGUUUAAGAUUUAAUGCUCCAAUCCAUUCAUUUCAAGAAUAGAACUCAGAUUUAGCAAUCUCUGUUACCAAAAUGACAGCUGUUUAAUGUUUGUAUCAUGAACAUUUGUAACCAAAAUAGCCAGUCCAGCUGUCAUUCCCUCAUUAGGCUUUGUCUUAUAUUUUGAGUGACUUGUGUCUUAUUGAAGGGGAAAAUUAGGGCUUAGAUUGGCUGUUUUAUCUACAUGUUGCAUUGUAUUCAUUGUGGACUAAAUCGGGGCCAGCACAGAUACCACUUUGUACUUUAAGGCUGCACAUGAAAAUGAUCACAAUCCCAUAAUUUUUGCACAGUGGUGAGAAUUAACAAAUGGCAUCUUAAAUUGUACUUCAUAUUUCCAGUAUGUGUAACUUGUCUAAGCUGAGAUAAAUUUCUGGUAUGGAUUUUGCUGAGGAGAAGGCAGCUCAGGCCAUAGUAGUGAAUGCAGUAGUUUUUCAUACAUACAAGCCUUACUUGUAUGUUGCAUUAUUAAUCCAUUGUGUUUGAGUUCUUCAAAAGAACGUGUUUUAAGAAGAUUAGAUCUUGUAGAAGAAGAAGGUGAAGCAUUUGCUUUGCAAAAUAGAUAUGAUGUAAUCUUGCACCAAGAAAUCUUGUUUGACACAGUCUAUUUCAUAAAGGGACAUGUGGUUUUAAUAGUGUACUUAUGCAAAUGCAGUUAUACCAGAUGGUAUAUUUAAUAAUUAAAUAAUUUGAAUGCCAGAACAUUGGUUCCUUAUUUAAAUCCAAAUUAUUGAUUACUGUACUUUGAAAUAAAUUACAAUUUCUAGAGCUUAGUUGUAAUACAACCUUAAAUUAUUUUCAUUAUGAAUACAGUACUAUAUUUGAGAUGAAAGAACAUUUGGACAUUACACUGUAUGCAUUCCUCUUACUGGUUUGUUCUCCUUACUCCAGAACUCACAAAAAUUACAUCCUUCAAGACGACAAGCUGAUCAAAUAACUUAAAAAAUCUGUUUAAAUCUUCAGCUGCUGCUCUCAUGAUAUAACCUCAGCUGACAUUAUGUUGCCCAUCAUUUUUCUAGUCAGAGCUCUCCCUCAAGUGGACGUCUUACUAAAUAAAAUUUAUUGUAAGAUAUGGUUGCUAUACUGAAGAAAUUACCUAACUAUGCUGAUCAGUGUAAAAAUAUGUGUCCACAUGAGAAGAGAAAUAAUACACUUCCACUUUUAAUGAUAAUGUGAGUGUAUGUUGAUGCUUCUGCAAGUAUAUGUCUAUGCACAAUAAAAGUUUUGAAGAAUUGAAUUUGUAUGUGAGGGACUUUGUCAAGGCGAUUGAGAAGUAUAGGUUAAGGUAUCUGGGAACAGACUGUCAGUGGUCAUUGUUGUGAUAUUACAUUAUGGGUUUGUAUUUUUUAUCCCUGUUAUUAUUAAUACUGUACUACAAUUUCUUGACAUUUAAAUAGUUUGAUGCUCGUAAAACCAGAGGUCUAAUAUAUUAUUACUUGACUUAAGCAAUCAAUUACAAUGUAAUUUUAUAUGGUUUGUUAAUUACUGAAUAUGUAUGUCAAUGUAAUGUUUUUGCAUAUGUGAAUGUGUGUAAGAUUUGUUUGUAAAUUUGUGUCAUUGUCUUUGCAGACAAGAUUGUGAGUUUUUCUUUUUCAUAAAUAAGACCUAAAAUAUCAAUCUCUGGCCAAGUAGAAAUACGUGUAAAAAACAAACAAAAAAAUAUAAUUAUUUUCAUAAUACACUGAAUAAGUUUUGAAUUUGAAGAUUUGACCACAGUAAUGUCAUAUUGUAAAAAUAUUGUUUCCUUUACUGAGCACUACAGUAUUUGUAUAAAGUAAUUGAUGUUGCAUGUGGUUUCUUCACUGAUUGUAACUAAUUGAACAUCACUUUACCAUUAUACAGUACAGAACUAGUUGUCUUUGGACAUCCAUACAUCAGCCUACAGUACACACUAUGAUUCAUGACAUAAAUUAAAAUAAGUGGAUGUCUCGUAUUUUACCACUACAGUACUGUACUGUAGUUAAGUUGCUAAAAAAUUUGAAAGUCACUUCUGUUUAUUGAGACUAAUGUCAUUUUAUGUAACUUUAUUAUCAAAAAAAUUUCAUGCAAUUUACCCUGA
This is a messenger RNA of Homarus americanus (American lobster), 10742 nucleotides long. Its product is annotated as (E3-independent) E2 ubiquitin-conjugating enzyme UBE2O-like. The record is from RefSeq and is a predicted model, not a curated record. The transcript is spliced from 27 exons. NCBI's taxonomy places the organism in Eukaryota, Metazoa, Arthropoda, Malacostraca, Decapoda, Nephropidae. Bases 448 to 4836 code for a protein of 1462 amino acids.